Molecule: messenger RNA, 1515 nt
Organism: Dicentrarchus labrax (European seabass)
Lineage: Eukaryota; Metazoa; Chordata; Actinopteri; Moronidae
Gene: atraid
Product: all-trans retinoic acid-induced differentiation factor
Exons: 7
Coding region: 50-745 (231 amino acids)
Biological process (GO): positive regulation of osteoblast differentiation
Cellular component (GO): intracellular membrane-bounded organelle
Source: RefSeq, a predicted model, not a curated record
CCUGUCACAUGUCCGCUACAGUAGGAUCAUAUGACUUCAGUCGAAGAAAAUGAAAGCUGGGUGCAGCCAGCUGAAACCUGUAGUUCUUGUUUUGAUCUUUAAUGUAUGUUUUUACGCAAGUUACCAAGUAACUGAGCUGCAGGUAUGUGAGCUGUGCGGCGGGACAAUCCUUAAUGACACCACAGUGGGCAAGUUCUGCUCCUCAUCCGCUGGUCGGGUCGACGGGCGCUGCUGCUGGACAAAUGACAACACAAGUGAUCCUGAACACAUCAUCGGGUUGGAUCUGUCCAAUUGUUCACUAACGCACGUGGAGGAUCUCCAGGCAGCAUCAAGGGCAUUAAUGAUAGACCUCUCCCUCAAUCCCAUUGUCAACGUUAGUGACUCAGCAUUUCAAGGAUUUACUGAGUUAAAUUACAUGAUUUUGCCACAAGACAUAUUUUGCCCGGGAGGCAACACUUCUUGGGAAAAGGUGGAGGUCAAAGAGGGAAAUCGCCUUUGUGAGGGCCAGAAAGACACGUGCAAUCAGACUGGACAGCUGUCCAUUAACUGCCCCGAGAACUCCCUCUGCGCCCCCUAUGGCCCCGGCUUCUUUGAGUGCAGCUGCGCUGACAACUAUCAUGGAUACAAGUGUCUUCGGGAGGGGGAGUUCCCGGCCCUCCAGGUGUUUGGGCCUCUCGGAGCAUCUACAGUUGUGAUCGCCAUCCUGCUGUGGGUCACUCAGAGACGUAAGGCCAAGUCACACUGAGGCGGAACCGCAGGCGACUUCUUUAUCUGCAAUGAUCUACUGAGCUGAAACUGACUAUUUCUGAAAGGGAAAAUGCUGACACAAAGUCUGAGGUGACUCUAGGCUUUUUUUAAAGUUAUGUUUUGGAUUUUAUUUUUUUUAAUUUGACAUCUUUGUGGGGCAGCUACAUUUUAUCUAGAGGCAUUUUUAAGAUUGCCUCUAAUUUUCUUUACUGCAUCAUCUGUGCAAUUUUAGAGUGAACAUAAAUUUGAACACAUGUUGCUCCCAGUUUUAAAUUCUUGGCAAUAAUACCACUGGUAACACUUUAAUUAUAUUUUUUAAAUGUAGUCAACUGACACAAGAUAAUAAUGAAGAGGUUGAGGUCGAGAUUUGCUUGCUAUAGACGGUGCCAAACAUGCACUGAAUGUGUAGGAGUUUACACACUGGAACUACGUGUCUUUAAGCAUAUUUGAUAAAAUAUUUGGUAAAUUCUUUACUGCAUGUUGAACAUGUACUUUACUCAGAGCGAAACCAAGUCAGGUUCACUAUAUGAAUGAUGUAAAGUCAAGUAUAACUGACUUUGUGCUUUAAUUAAGUUCUUUAUUAAAAGUAAAUGAGAUUGAGUAUAACUGCUACAGUAUGCCAUCACCUUAUUACCACAUCUGAUAUGUUGUGUUCCUACUGUUGAGUUACACUUUGUUCAUCAGUCACAUGUGGAAAAAUGUCUUGAUGUUAAUGGGCAAGUAGGUUUUAUGCUUCCCAAUGAGAUAAUAAAAAUAUUAAAAACAAUA